Parus major (Great Tit) is the source of this 3193-nucleotide messenger RNA. RefSeq names its product N-6 adenine-specific DNA methyltransferase 1 (gene HEMK2). The transcript has 6 exons. Gene Ontology annotation, molecular function: protein methyltransferase activity; nucleic acid binding; S-adenosylmethionine-dependent methyltransferase activity. Gene Ontology annotation, cellular component: eRF1 methyltransferase complex. Gene Ontology annotation, biological process: methylation. The record is from RefSeq and is a predicted model, not a curated record. Lineage: Eukaryota; Metazoa; Chordata; Aves; Passeriformes; Paridae. The coding region runs from base 137 to 838 and encodes 233 amino acids.
CCCCCUCAGGGGCACCGCCGGCGGGCAGCGCCGCCACACCGACGCUGUUUCCCGUCCGAUCCGGGCCACCAGACCGCACCGAACCGGUGGAACUUCUGGGCGAGCACAUCCGAGCGGCACGGAGCGAUGCUGAGGGAUGUUCCUCUCCUCGUCCCUCCCCUUCCCCCGGAUGCGGGCCGGGAGGGCCGGGAUGGCGCUGCCCACCCCGCGCUACGAGCACCUGGGCCCGCGGGGGCCCUUUCGGGACGUGUACGAGCCGGCCGAGGACACCUUCCUGCUGCUCGAUGCGCUGGAGCGGGACGCGGGCAGCCUGCGGGAGGCUCGAGUUGAGAUCUGCCUUGAAAUAGGAUCAGGAUCUGGUGUGGUUUCAACAUUUCUGGCUUCUUCCAUCCUUGGACCCAGUGCACUGUACAUAUGCACAGAUAUCAACCCCAUGGCAGCUUACUGUACCCAGGAGACAGCUCUGCUUAACAAUGUUCACCUGCAGCCCAUCAUUACUGACUUGGUCAAAGGAUUAUCCCCAAGAUUAAAUGGGAAGGUUGAUCUACUGCUGUUUAACCCACCAUAUGUGGUAACACCUUCUGAAGAGGUGAAAAGCCAUGGAAUAGAGGCAUCCUGGGCUGGGGGCAAACAGGGCAGAGAAGUAAUGGAUAGAGUUUUCCCAUUAGUACCAGACCUGCUUUCACCAGGAGGAUUAUUCUACUUGGUCACAAUUAAAGAAAAUAAUCCAGAUGAAAUUCUGGAAACAAUGAAGAAAAGUGGCUUAAAAGGCACACAAAUACUUUCCAGGCAAGCGGGACCAGAGAUGCUGACAAUCCUCAGAUUCAGGAAGUCUUGAUAACUUCUCUUCACCUGCCAGGUAGUAGGCAUAAAGAAAAUUGAACACAGAGUUGUGAGUUGGUAACACUGCAGUGAAUGCAGUCUGCUCUGUUAAUGACAGGAACUUACUUAUGCAAGAAAAACAUCAAGAAAGAAAUUAACCCAAAAAAUGAACUAGGGAACAAAAUAUCAACAGGUUUGUAAUGAUCCAAUAUCCUCUGACAUAACCAAUGCCACACACCAGAGAGUCUCACAAGCCAUGCACAUGUAUCACUUUUGUUGUCUUCAGUUGUCCUUGGUCAGAACCAGCAUCAUUUUACACCAUCAACAUUCACAACAAACUGCAAGUUUCCAAGCAGCAUGACUAAGAUAUCCUCCUUUUGGCUUAAAAAGUUCUUUCCUCUCCCAGGAUCAGCAUUUAUCAGCAUGGAUCACUUUGGCCAUGAUUAAGGACCGGAGUCUUCCAUGUCCCUCUGACCUCAAGAGAAGAAGAAAGAGCCUUGUUAAAAUACACAGAUGCUCGGAGUUCACCGCUGAAGCAUUUGGAGGAAGUUUGGAUCAGUGCACAGAUGGAAAUACAGUGGCACAUUAUACAGUGUGAAUAUACAAAAUGUGAAGGCACAGUUAGGAGUUGUUUCACUUGUUCUCACAUACCUAUCAAAUAUUUUGCUGCUGUACUACUCAGGGUACUGAACUUCUCAUCUUUUCCAACAGAUGAAGAUGUUCCAGCAGCAGAUAGAGAGGAUUCUUCAAUCCCUUGUAAUGAGCACAACAAUUCUACAACACAAUUAAUUAAAUUAAUUUAAUUAAACACCUUCCCCAAGCUUCAGAGAAGGCUUCUCAAGGAAUGAUGGAAGAUUUUAUAUUAGUAAUUGUAGUUGUUUAUAUUUCCAUUGGGUUAUUUUUUGAGGAAUGCAAUUUUGCAAAUAGAAAUUGAAUUUUAGUAAUUUUCCCUUUUUUUCCCCCAUUUUAAAGAAACACUAAUGUAGUUUUUCUGGUGUAGGCUGGAGGGUUUUCUGGGGCUCUCAUUGUUUUUUCUGUGGAUAGCUUUGCGACAUACAAAGCUUAAAUAAGUUGGCUUCAACUCUCAGCUUACUUUUGACCAAAAUAAAAACCAAACAAGUUCAGAAGGGGUAAGAAGGAAGUGCAUUUAAAAAAAGAAUAUUUCCAUCAUGGUUCUGUAGAGACUGACUUGCAAGACUUUUGUUUGUGUAAUGCUCCUAUAAACAUUAUAUUGAUAUUUGUAGUAAUUUGUGUCAUUUUAGCAGUGCCUUAUCACAGGAGGAUAUGGGGCACAGUGUAGUCCUCACAUCAGUCCAAAUUAGCAGAGCCUCUUACUCAAAAACUGGCCAUUCAAAGUUGAAAGUGGGAUGAUAAUUAGAUGUGGUUAAGCUAAAUAAUUGAAGAUAUACUGUGAAAUUAGGGAUAAUUUGACUGCAGACUGGACCUAGAACUUGUAGGAUUUCCAGAUUUCAAGCUCAGGAUUGAAUGCUACCAAAACCUUUGGCCAUGGUUCAGAAGUACCUGAACCCUCAGGUUCUGGAGUUACUGGAUUAAGUAACCUAGCUGGUUACUGAAUAUUUCUCAGUUAUUAUCAUUAUCAUCCUCUUAAAUUAAAUUGGGAGGCUCUGCUGUGGUAAUAAAAUAAGACCCAUUAUCUGCAGGGUGCACUGAGCACUGCUUUGGUUUCUGUUCUCCACCUGUAAUGCUUAAUAGCUACAGACAGCUUUAAUUAUGAGGCCAGAUCUUAUUGUGAACUUGAUAAUUGCUCUGAGCCAGCAUUACCUGAAGAAUGUACACUAAUACCCUUUUUAUCAACAUGACUGGAGAAACCUUAAUUGUCUGGGCAUUGGAAAGAGAAGGUGAUCCUGAGGGUUUAAAAAACAUCUCCCCUUCUCUGGCUCCUGGCUCACCUCACAGGGCAAUGAACGAAGCUGCAGGGUUUUUUUUUGGUUUUUUGAAAGAUGCUUCUGGAAGUGAGGUUGCUUCUGGAAGUGAGGUUUUGAUUUUCAAGAAGCAAGAUAGCAGAAAGGAGGGAUGCAAAACAGGAUUUUAAACUUGUUCAGUGCUUCUGCAUGACUAAUUCAACAUCAAUCAGUUAAGAAGUUUAAAAAAUUCACUAUUCACACAACCAUCUGCACUGUAAGGGAUGAUUGUUUCUGCUGCUUGUUCUCAGCAUCUUCAUAAGGACAAGUAAUUUGGAUUUUGUGUAUUCCUUUCUCAGCAUGUCUUCAAGAUUGAUUUUUCCCCUAAAUAUUUUUAAGACAUUGAAGCACUUAGCUGAACCUGCCCAAAAACUUCUGCCUGUGCGAAAUUCCUUCAUAAAGUUAGAACCAAAUUGAACGCAAAUGGAAAUUUUGUAUAUAACAAUUGU